ACAUAUUAGUGAUAACAAUGCAAAAUACCAUAUUUUGAUAAAAAUUUCCAAAUAAUCUAACAUGAUAACAAACAGGGUAAACAAUGUGAUAACAAUUAAAUAAUAAAUUUGUGCAAAUUUUACUAUGCUGAUUUCAUUUUGUAAGAAUGAUUCAUUAACGAAACAACAAAAAUAUAUAAAUAAAAAAUAGUAUUCGCCUAUAAGAAAAUUCCAUGGAUUCUUUACUAUAUUGGAGAAUUCAACAAACAAACAGAUUCCUGUGAGUUUUCCAGUGUUUAUUUGAAAAGAACAGUCGAAAUUUUCUUCGCAACUUACCCAAAAUAAUUGGUUAAUAUCACAAAAGCAUUGGGACAUAAUCCAGGUUAAAUUACGUCUCUAACAAACCAUGUUUAGGUAAAAUCAAGUUUUAAGUAAUUCAACUUGAUGCUAUAGUUAGAAAUGAAAUGGCAUUCAAUCUAUAUUUAGAUUGCGAUCCAAAUGCUUUACGAUAUAAUUUGAAGCAGUUAGGAUAUAAUCCAGGCCCAAUUACACACACAACAUAUCGUGUUUAUUUGAAAAAAUUAGAGGAAUUGCAAAAAACUUCUUCCAAGAAUAUCCAAAAUCAAGUUCUAAGUAAUUCAUUACCAUUUAGAAAUGAGAGUACAUUUAAUUUGUAUUUAGAUUGCGAUCCAAAUACUUUACGGUAUAGUUUAAAACAAUUAGGAUAUAAUCCAGGUCCAAUUACACACACAACAUAUCGUGUUUAUUUGAAGAAAUUAGAAGAAUUACGGAAAAUGCCUCCAAGAUCUACUCAAAAGCAAUCAGAGAGUAAUUCAUUAUUAUUAAAAACGAAUAAGGAAACAUUCAAUUUGAAUACAUACAAUAAUCCAGAUACUUCGCAAUCCAAUUUCAAACAACUGGAUUUAAAAGAUGAAUUGCAGAAAAAACUUUCAAGAGCUACUGAAUGUCGCGCUCAAAAUAAUUCACUAUUAUCGAUUACAAAUCUAACGACAGUCGAUUUUAAUACAGACUAUGAUCCAGAUACUUUACGAUAUAAUUUGAAACAAUUAGGAUAUAUUCCUGGUCCAAUUACACCAACAACAUACCGUGUUUACUUGAAGAAAUUAGAGGAAUUACGAAAAUUAUCUACGAAUCAUACUCAAAAUCAACAUCAAAAGAAUUCAUUAUUAUUGGAUAUAGAUAGAGGAACGUUGAAUAAAUUAGAUGAAAUACCAAAGAUUCCUUCAAAGGUUAACAAAAAUCAACCUCAACAUAAUUCAUUAAAAUUAGAUAAAAAACGAGAAGUGGUGACUUCGAAUUCACAUUGUGAUUCAAAUACUUUACAAGACAAUUUGGAACAAUUAGUAUUAAGAGAGAAAUUACAGAAUGUUACAUCAAAAACUACUCAAAAUCAACUUCAAAGUGAUCGAAAAGCAUAUUCGGCUGAACUACAAAAAUCAAUACAAGAACCUGAAUGGAUGAAAAAUUGUGAUUAUAUACAAUUAGAAAAAAAAUUAAUUGACGAAUACAUAAAUAUCCCCGCGAGAGAAUUACGUGGAGGUAGUACCAAAUCUUUCUACACUUAUUUAUUACUAGAUCCACGAAUUACAUUAAAUUUACCCUUUCGAGCAUCAACCAUGGACCAAACAGAUCGAUGGAAAACAUUUAUCACUUCAAUAUUUUAUGUUGGCAAAGGAAAAGGUGAUCGAAUGUAUGCACAUUUAUUCGAGGCUUCGAAGGCAUGGAAUACUCAAGAAAGUAAUAAAAAAUUAUCGGGUAAAAUUCAGCAAAUCAAAGAUAUUUGGAAGGCUCAGAAAGGCGUCAUAUGUUUACGUAUAUUUGAAAAUAUUUUAUCCGAAGAAGCAUACACCCGUGAAGCCGUGAUGAUACAAGCGAUUGGUGUUAAUAAUUUACAAAAUUUACAGGCUGGAGAAUAUCAUGGGAGUGUAAAGAAAUGGGAUAUUAAAGAUAAAUGUUUAUUAGGAGUUUAUUUAUUAUAUAAAGCAAUGCAAAAAUUUUUAAAUGAAGGGGAGCAUCAAUUGCGACACGCCGAUGUAAAGAUUAAGAAAUUACUAGCAGAAAAUUUGUUUAAAUAAAAAAUCGAACAGUUAAUUGAAUCUAGAUCAAUAAAUAUUCAUUUUUUUUAUGAACAGAAUAAAUAAUGAAUGUUUACUUUGAUUUGAAAUACAGCUACUCAAGUAACCAAUCUAAAGUGUACCUUUUAGACAGAAUGCAGAUUCGGGAAAAGUGCAAUAUUCUAUCAAAAAUAUGAUUUUUCAAUUAUUUAUCAAUUAUCAAAUUUCUUGUCCUGAUUGUGGAAAGUGUACCUUAGACAGAAUGUAGAUUCGGGAAAAGUGCAAUAUUUUAUUUGUGGAAUUUCAUAAUAAUCUUGAUAUAUGAAUGAAGAAUGGAUGUUAUUCUAUUAAACUGCGGAAAUAAGACCGUCAACUAGGAUAAAGAUCCUAUACCAGAUCGAAUUUUUUUUUUGUAAUUUUUGUAUCAACAUUCUUUUUUUUAUUGUAAAUUUUUAGCUUAAGGUAGUAG
Messenger RNA from Chrysoperla carnea, 2523 nucleotides. RefSeq lists its product as uncharacterized. Gene Ontology annotation, molecular function: endonuclease activity. The transcript is spliced from 3 exons. The record is from RefSeq and is a predicted model, not a curated record. Bases 444 to 2075 code for a protein of 543 amino acids. Lineage: Eukaryota; Metazoa; Arthropoda; Insecta; Neuroptera; Chrysopidae.